AUGAUCACAAUUAUACGCACUGUGGCUGCAUUUUGUUCUGAAGAAAAGGUCCUUGACCUUUAUGCUAAUGAGUUUCUUGAUCCCUCUAAACGCUCAUUUAAACGAGGCCAAAUUGCUGGCAUAUUCUAUGGCGUUUCCCAGUUCUUUAUUUUCCAAUCUUAUGGUCUUGCCUUGUGGUAUGGAUCUACUUUGAUGGAAAAGGAGCUUGCAAGCUUUAAAUCAAUUAUGAAGUCAUUUAUGGUUUUGAUAGUAACAGCUCUGGCUAUGGCGGAGACUUUGGCCCUUGCCCCAGACCUUUUGAAAGGGAACCAAAUGGUUGCAUCAGUUUUCGAAGUGAUGGAUAGAAAGUCAGGAAUAACAGGAGAUGUUGGAGAGGAAUUGAAAACAGUGGAGGGAACAAUUGAGCUCAAAAGAGUCAAUUUCAGCUACCCUUCAAGGCCAGAUGUGAUUAUUUUCAAGGAUUUCAACCUAAGAGUUCCUGCAGGCAAGAGUGUUGCUCUAGUGGGGCAAAGUGGUUCUGGUAAAAGCUCUGUGAUUUCCCUUAUCCUCAGAUUUUGUGAUCCAGUAUCCGGAAGGGUGUUAGUUGAUGGUAACAAAGACAUCACAAAACUUAAUCUGAAAUCUCUUAGGAGACACAUUGGUCUUGUGCAACAAGAGCCAGCUCUUUUUGCCACAUCAAUUUAUGAAAACAUACUCUAUGGAAAAGAAGGUGCCUCUGAUUCAGAAGUGAUUGAAGCAGCUAAGCUUGCCAAUGCUCAUAACUUCAUCAGUGGUCUUCCUAAGGGCUACUCCACCAAAGUAGUUUUUCCCCCACAUUUAUAG
Vigna angularis (adzuki bean) is the source of this 822-nucleotide messenger RNA. Its product is annotated as ABC transporter B family member 10. Gene Ontology annotation, molecular function: ATP hydrolysis activity; ATP binding; ABC-type transporter activity. Gene Ontology annotation, cellular component: membrane. Gene Ontology annotation, biological process: transmembrane transport. Bases 1 to 822 code for a protein of 273 amino acids. NCBI's taxonomy places the organism in Eukaryota, Viridiplantae, Streptophyta, Magnoliopsida, Fabales, Fabaceae. The record is from RefSeq and is a predicted model, not a curated record. The transcript is spliced from 3 exons.